Coccidioides posadasii C735 delta SOWgp is the source of this 2871-nucleotide messenger RNA. RefSeq names its product Aspartokinase (gene HOM3). Gene Ontology annotation, biological process: L-homoserine biosynthetic process. The record is from RefSeq and is a predicted model, not a curated record. Gene Ontology annotation, cellular component: cytosol. Gene Ontology annotation, molecular function: aspartate kinase activity. Lineage: Eukaryota; Fungi; Ascomycota; Eurotiomycetes; Onygenales; Onygenaceae.
CCCACUUCAGCUUAUUGAAGCAUAACACUGCUGCAAAUGGACACAAAACAGCUUGCAAAAUAUGGUCGUCCUUAAAUUGAAGUAUUAUCCGACGAGUGGCAAGUGCCUGAACACUUCGUGACGCCAGGACCGGGUCAAGCCCGAGAGAUAUAUCCUUGCCUUCCCCAGCCGUUGGUUUGCGCAAUCCCCUCCACUUGUUGUUGAAGCGGCAGCAGGGAUUCUCGCGACUAGGCGGGGCAGCUGAGGAUAUAUUUCAGGAUCCAACGGUUGGUGAAGACAGACAGGGUUCCCCGUCUUCCAUCCACGCUCUUCCUCAGUCCCGUUGGCACUUCGUCCACACAGUCGAGGAAACAGUCAAGCCGCAAGGAGCAGCGAAUUGCCCGUUUGGACCUUGAACAACCACCCGACGCCACACGCAAAGCCGUUGGAACACCGUGAAAGCCACACCGCGGGCGCGCGUUGUGCCGGGAGAAGCAGGAACAGGCGUUAUCGGGAAGCGCGGAACACCCGGUUCGUGCCGAUAGUUAGGCGCUAGUCCAGGCCCGGAUUAGCGCUAUUGCGUGAUUCCGCACCAGCGAAAACCUUCCCCGCCGGGUUUUCUGCCGCAGGAAAAAUCCGUGUUGACUCAUGACGCCGGCGAGCUCAUAAACCACUCCACAGGUCGCUCAAUUGGUAAACUGACCUUGCAAUUCGACGUACAAUCACCAGCCAAGUAACUAUCAGUCGAGAGACCCCCUCUCUGGGACAUUGCUUCGUUAGGGCAGCGGGGAAAACGCUGGACGUAUUCAGCCUCCCUUGCUGGGUCCCGGCCACUCACUAGAUCGGUUCCUUUCACAUUUCACCCACGAUGAGCGAGCAUCCGCAGACCAACGGACAUAUCGAUGAUGGCCAGAUAACUCGUUUGACAAACGGUGUUCCUGGUUCUCCUCCAUCAGACUGGAUUGUGCAGAAAUUUGGAGGAACAAGCGUGGGCAAGUUUGCCCUGGAGAUAGUCGAUAAAGUCAUAAAGCCAAACAUCGAGGAUCAUCGUGUAGCCGUCGUCUGCUCCGCUCGGAGUAGCUCCUCCAAGGCCGACGGUACCACCAAUCGGUUAUUACGGGCCGCUCGGGAGGCGGAAAAUCCUAAGUCCUCUAACUACCUCUCUCUCAUCGAAGCCGUCAAGCAGGAGCACAUCGAUGUCGCCCGCGAAUAUGUACAAAACCCGGAUCUCAAGGCUGAAUUAAUAGCGCAAGUCGAGGCCGAAUGCCUUCGAAUCCUCAAGAUCCUCGAUGCCGCACAAACGCUCGGAGAGACCAGUAGUCGAUGCGUUGAUAUGGUCAUCAGUGCUGGCGAGAAAUUAAGUUGCCGGUUUAUGACCAUUUUGCUAAAGGAUCGCGGAGUAGAUGCCCAAUAUGUGGAUCUAUCAGACAUUAUCGACUUUGCUGCUGGAAUCCAGGCCUUGGACCAGGAUUUCUAUGAUCGCCUUGCCGAAUUGUUUGGUUGCAAAGUCCAAGAAUGCACGGCAAAGGUACCCGUGGUGACGGGAUAUUUUGGUGUUGUCCCCGGUGGGUUACUGGAUAAGAUUGGACGGGGCUACACUGAUUUAUGUGCCGCUCUUGUGGCGGUAGGAGUUCAUGCCGAGGAAUUACAGGUCUGGAAGGAAGUUGAUGGCAUAUUCACCGCCGAUCCUCGGAAGGUUCCUACAGCUCGAUUACUGUCUAUGAUCACUCCCGCUGAAGCCGCCGAGCUGACCUUCUAUGGCUCAGAGGUCAUCCACCCUUUCACAAUGGAGCAGGUUAUCCGUGCUAAGAUUCCCAUUCGGAUCAAAAACGUUAUGAAGCCCAAAGGAAGGGGCACUGUCAUAUUCCCUGACUCCACGUCUGAACUGGAGAAGACGGCACCAGGCCAUGACCCAAAGUUGUUCCGCACAAGGGGACCUCAGUUCUGGUCCCAGCAGCCCGGUCCUAAACGGCCGACGGCAGUAACGGCAAAGCAUAAGAUCCUUGUGAUUAAUGUGCAUUCCAAUAAAAGAUCUCUAUCGCAUGGGUUCUUUGCAGGUAUCUUUUCUGUUCUGGAUAAAUGGCGACUCUCGAUCGACUUGAUCUCCACCAGCGAAGUUCACGUAUCCCUUGCUCUCCACUCUGAAAUCCCACUGCUCAACGGAGUCGGGCAUGAUGAGUAUCAGAUAAUCGAUGAAGAUCUUCGAGGCGCUAUUCAAGAUCUCCGAAAAUAUGGGACUGUUGAUAUCAUCCCAGAAAUGGCAAUUCUCAGCCUUGUCGGCAAGCAGAUGAAAAACAUGGUGGGAGUAGCGGGGCGUAUGUUCACUGUGCUGGGAGAGCAUAAUGUGAAUAUCGAAAUGAUAUCACAAGGUGCCAGCGAAAUCAAUAUAUCCUGCGUGAUAGAAGAGAGAGAUGCCGAUCGUGCUAUCAACAUACUUCACACAAAUCUCUUUACCUUCCUCGACUAACCUACAGCCCGCUUCUCUCUCGCCACUUUAGCCACAUCCUCCCACCGGUUUCCUUGCUUUUUGAUACCCUUCAUAUAUUUUCAUGUUCUCCUGGAGAGCGAAAAAGAUAGGAAGACAACGGACAGCAGUCCCCCUCGUUCGCGUCAAAAGCUAGACUUUGACGAUCUCUGAAUGUAUCAUCCAGUCGGUUCCAUUCCAACAAUGGGCACUGGAGAAAUGCAUUUACAACAUAGGCGAAAAGCCCUCUUUUUCAUAUGUACCUGUCGUAGGCACCAGCCGCGAACCAACAAAGGUACGAAAAGUUUUUUUAACUUUUUUCUUGUUGCCUAGGCGUUGUCUAUCAGCCAUGGCUCUGAUUUACGUGAUACUCCAUAUAGAUUUGGAAAUUAAAUGCAUAUAUGCAUUGGAUGGAUAAUGGGAAGCAA